This is a messenger RNA of Eptesicus fuscus (big brown bat), 1623 nucleotides long. RefSeq names its product TNF receptor superfamily member 11b (gene TNFRSF11B). Gene Ontology annotation, biological process: signal transduction. Bases 1 to 1206 code for a protein of 401 amino acids. The transcript has 5 exons. The record is from RefSeq and is a predicted model, not a curated record. Lineage: Eukaryota; Metazoa; Chordata; Mammalia; Chiroptera; Vespertilionidae. Gene Ontology annotation, molecular function: protein binding.
AUGAACAAGUUGCUGUGCUGCGCGCUCGUGUUCCUGGACAUCUCCAUUAAAUGGAGCACCCAAGAAAUAUUUCCCCCAAAGUACCUUCACUAUGACCCAGAAACCUCUCGCCAGCUGAUGUGUGACAAAUGUCCCCCUGGCACCUACUUAAAACAGCACUGUACAGCAAGGCGGAAGACCGUGUGUGCCCCUUGUCCUGACAACUACUACACAAACACCUGGCACGCCAGUGACGAGUGUCUGUACUGCAACGCAGCGUGCAAAGAGCUGCAGUAUGUCAAGCAGGAGUGCAACCGCACCCACAACCGCGUGUGCGAAUGCGAAGAAGGGCGCUACCUCGAGGUGGAGUUCUGCUUGAAGCACAGGAGCUGCCCCCCUGGCUUCGGAGUUCUGCAAGUUGGAACCCCAGAGCGAAAUACGGUUUGCAAAAGAUGUCCAGAUGGGUUCUUCUCCAAUGAGACGUCCGCUAAAGCACCCUGCAGAAAACACACCAACUGCAGUGCAUUCGGUCUCCUUCUGACUCAGAAAGGAAAUGCAACACAUGACAAUAUAUGUUCUGGAAACAGUGACUUGACGCACAGAUGUGGAAUAGAUGUUACCCUCUGUGAGGAGGCAUUCUUCAGGUUUGCUGUUCCUACCAAGUUCACCCCUAACUGGCUCAGUGUCCUGGUGGACAAUUUGCCUGGCACCAAAGUAAAUGCAGAGAGUGUGGAGAGGAUAAAAAGACGGCACAGCUCACAAGAACAGACCUUCCAGCUGCUGAAGUUAUGGAAACAUCAAAACAAAGACCAGGAUAUGGUCAAGAAGAUCAUCCAAGAUAUCGACCUCUGUGAAAACAGCGUGCAGCGGCACCUCGGGCACAUGAACCUCACCUUCGAGCAGCUCUGCAGCUUGAUGGAAAGCUUGCCAGGGAAGAAAGUCACCACCGAAGACAUUGAGAAAACGACGAAGGCCUGCUCAUCGGGUGAGCAGAUCCUGAAGCUGCUCAGCCUGUGGAGGGUCAAGAACGGCGACCAGGACACUCUGAAGGGCCUCAUGCACGCACUGAAGCACUUGAAAAUGUACCACUUCCCCAAAACAGUCUCCCAGAGCCUGAAAAAGACCAUCAGGUUCCUUCACAGCUUCACCAUGUACAGACUGUAUCAGAAGCUAUUUCUAGAAAUGAUAGGGAACCAGGUCCAAUCAGUGAAAAUAAGCUGCUUAUAAAGGGAAAUGGUCAUUGGGCUGUUUCCUCACCGUGGACCAGAUCCGAUGGAUGAGUAAACUUUCUCAGGUUUCUCAGGCACUUGAGGGGGUACAGUGAUUUCUUUCUCAUCGCUGAGGACUAGAUUUGGGCCCAGGGCAAACACAAAAAACUUUGGUAUGAAGAAAGAACGAACUUCUCCCCCCAAAAUUCAAUAAACCCCAAAUAGUUUAUCCAACUGACAGAUCUGGUCCAGUAUCUACUGACUAUGUUUUCCUUUAUUACUGCUUGAAGUAAUUCAACUGGAAAUAAGAAACUAGACUCCAUUGUGCCUUACUAAAUAUGGGAAUGUCUAACUUAAAUAGCUUUGAGAUUUCAGCUGUCUAGAGGCUUUUAUCAGAAAGCCAUUUUUUUUUUCUGUAAAAGUACUAAUAUAUCUG